Molecule: messenger RNA, 432 nt
Organism: Aphanomyces invadans
Lineage: Eukaryota; Oomycota; Saprolegniomycetes; Saprolegniales; Verrucalvaceae
Exons: 2
Coding region: 1-432 (143 amino acids)
Source: RefSeq, a predicted model, not a curated record
AUGGGGAAAGCGGCACUCAAGAGGUCAGGGCUCCUACCUGAGACCGUCGCCUGUGGCCGCGAGGUGUUCGACGCAGGGUGUUCUUUGAUGAGCCAGCAUGAUCUUGAGAAGGUCAUGCACGACCUUGCCGUCGAAACAGCCGCCGAGUUGGAGAUGAUCGACAUCUUUUCUGCUAUCGAAUCGCUUGGGAUCAAUGACGAGGACGUCGAAGCUCCUGCAGCUUUGAUGUCUACCCCGGUCAAGCGGCGCAACUACACGGAGGAACAAGACCUCAUGCUGCUACGGCAAGUUGCGUUGGACAUGCCGUUCCUCGAACGGCGGGGCUUGAUCAUGGACAAGUGGGGGUCACUGGCCGCAGUUUUCGCGGCGCGCAUGGACUUUGGACGGCCGGAUUGCAAAAAGGCUUGUAAUAGGUUCAGCGCCUUGCUGUAG